Molecule: messenger RNA, 1150 nt
Organism: Myotis daubentonii (Daubenton's bat)
Lineage: Eukaryota; Metazoa; Chordata; Mammalia; Chiroptera; Vespertilionidae
Gene: C15H16orf95
Product: chromosome 15 C16orf95 homolog
Source: RefSeq, a predicted model, not a curated record
UCAGCGGGGUGCGCGGGGGGGGGGGGCGGACCCAGAACAACGGCCGGCGGAAGGGGCUUGGUCCGCGGUGCGAGGAGGACCUUGUGUGAGGGAGAGCCCGACCGCCUGCGAAGCGCCUCGCGUGUUUGUCUCCGCCUGCGUCGCCACGUCUCAGAAGAGCACAUUUCAAACCCCCGGGAAAGAAGUGUGCCUCACAGAUCCUUUGAUGUGUCCUGUCCCCAGUGCUGUUCACCGAGAGCCCCUCUGCUGUGAGUCCCAGUCCAGAUUUGGGGGCCGCCUACCGGUGCCCAGGGCUGAGGCAGCACUACCUUACUGGGUCCCUCUGUCCCUGAGACCCCAAAAGCAGAUCCAAAAGAUGGUCCAGACUGAUAUCCCCAAAGCCACCAAGGCGUGCCCCUGCCCAGAUCACCACUCUGGGGGCUAUCUACCGGUGCCUAGGGAUCAGGCUGUGAUGCCCUACUGGGUGCCCCGGGUCCUGAGGUCUUGCAAGAAGAUCCAAAAUAUGGUCCAGACUGAUAUCCCCAAAGCCACCAAGGAGUGCCCCUGCCCAGAUCACCACUCUGGGGGCUAUCUCCCAGUGCCUAGGGAUCAGGCUGUGAUGCCCUACUGGGUGCCCCGGGUCCUGAGGUCUUGCAAGAAGGUGGUGAGAAGGCAGCGGAGUUUUAAAAGCAUUAAAGAAUCCCCCCUGGACUCACACUCCUGGCACCACCGCUGGCGGAUCUGCUGCAGCAGACACCUCCUCCUCAAGUGGCUGCAGCUCCAGGCCCUUCACCAGGAAGGGCAGCUGGUCCCGGAGAGGAGAGUGGUCCCCCAGCCCUCCUUCCUGCCUCUCUGCCUCAGCAUCCUGGCUUUCCUCCAGGCUGUCUUGAGGGCUUUCUCGUUCAUUCGCCAUUUCUGGGGCGUUUGAAGCUGGAAUCUUCAGCUAGUAUCAAGAACUUCAACAAAAAUGUCAAUCAUAAUCAAGGUCUUUAAUGAAAGUUGUUAAAUCAGGAGGAGUCUGUGAUAGCCACUCUUUUCACAGAUCACAUAAUUCACACCCAAGACUCAAUCCAAGUUAUUUCUCAUGGGGGGAUUCUUGGUUGUACAGAGUUGCUGUGAAUGCGGGUGAGAUUCUGUUAUAAAUGUAAUCAAUAAAUGUUAUUUGUGAAAC